Diutina rugosa is the source of this 477-nucleotide messenger RNA. RefSeq lists its product as uncharacterized. Bases 1 to 477 code for a protein of 158 amino acids. Lineage: Eukaryota; Fungi; Ascomycota; Pichiomycetes; Serinales; Debaryomycetaceae. The transcript has a single exon. The record is from RefSeq and is a predicted model, not a curated record.
AUGGUCAAGGAAAACCUCCACGAAGAAUGGCGCACCGUCAUCGACUACGACAACCCCCGCGACGACAACAAGAACUACGAGCCCGCCCAGGACGACCCCAAGGUCACCCAGCACCAGCAACGCUAUCAAGGGCAACCGCUUGACCGCGGCGCCUUUAUCGACGACAACAACCCUCAAGGGCGCCAACACGACCGCGCCGCCGAGGAGCACGCGCGCCAGGACAACGCCAACGGCAUUGCCAUCCUCGACGGUGCCGCCGGCUACCAGCCGCCGAUUGACCAGAUGAGAGAGGUCCGCGACGAGCACCGCAAGUGGGAAGAAAAGCUCCACGGCGAGGCGCCGUUGUUUGAGAAGGGCGCCGACGGCAAGCACCACAUCUUACCUCAGAUGGGCGACGGCAAGCACCACUUUUUCCCGCACCACCAGAAGUUGACGGACGAGGAAAAGCAGCGCCGAAAAGAAGAGUUCAACAACUAG